Mya arenaria is the source of this 5124-nucleotide messenger RNA. RefSeq lists its product as uncharacterized. Bases 22 to 4341 code for a protein of 1439 amino acids. The record is from RefSeq and is a predicted model, not a curated record. The transcript has 31 exons. Lineage: Eukaryota; Metazoa; Mollusca; Bivalvia; Myida; Myidae.
CAUACGCUUAUAAAAAAUACAAUGGCUCACCUGGAUGAAUUGAGGAACAGUCGUGCAGACCGUGAGCCGUACAAGGUUCAAUGGCUGGACUCUGCCUACCAACAGACACUCCUACCCAACGCCCCAUGGCAUCAGAUUGAGGACCGUAUAGCAUACAUUAUGGCCCAGCGUGUGGAGAAGCAGUUUCUAAAGCCGGAAAGGAAGGAGGCCCUGCUCUCACUCCUUGGGCAGGACUUCACUGAUAAAUACCUGCCAUCUGCACGCCGCAAUCCAUGGGUCUUGGAGCCUCCCUCCAUGACCCCCGGGGAGAAAGCGAAAGUGAUACGUGAUGCGCAGGCAUACCUGAACAGUCAGAUGUACAAGGCUGCCAAUGAUGUUGGAUAUGAGCACAUGACAACUCCCAACCCCUCUGGUAACCCAGCUCCAGAGUACUCUGCCUUCCUGCAGCAUUCGUUCACGGUGUUUCAGACAGGACUGGACCGGGAACUCUUCAGACAGGAGGAGGAACUCACAAAGCAGAAGAAGCAACAGAUAAACAUGGAGCGGAAAUACCAGGUGAAGAUACCUGCCCCAAGCAGACUCAAGCUCAGUGGUGUGUCGACGGCAAGCUCCGGUAGUGUUGCCUCCAGCAAGGGAAAACCCAGCACUGCAGCGAUCAAAGCUUACAAACAGGAAGAGUCCAUCCACAAGGUAGAUGGAGACCCGCCGCCCCUGUGGGGGGCCCAGAGUGACCAGAUCGGCAAGUCAGUGCUCGCUAUCCUACAGAAGGACCCUCGUAAGUUUGAUCACGUGGCUGGACGUCUACAUGGACGACAGUUGCCUGGGAGUCUACGCUCAUACAUGUGGUCAGAUGUUCUGUUCAAGGAGGAGAGGAAAAGACUGAAGGAAGUUGUUGUAGAGAAGGUUGUGCGUGAACGGUUUGCAAAGGCUCUGACCCGCGGCAUACAGGACCUGAAGAUCAACCGCUCCACCAGCUCACCUAUCAAUGGUCUCAUAGAGAAUGCUGUCAUCGAGACAUACAACAAGACGACAUGCCUGGUCCCGUAUAAAACACCAGAACAUAUGAAGGAGGCUAUCCGUACCCUGAACGUGCUUUAUGUGUAUGACCGGAGUUACGAGCCGUAUCUGAUACACUGGCUCUUCCCUCUUCAGAUAGCCUUCCAGACUCAGGCCAUGGACGGGAAGGAUGACAGGGGUGAAAAUGUGAUAGAGCUGGCCAUGUACUUGGACCUGCUCAACUCUAGCCUGUUCCCCCCCUGGCCCACUGUGUUUGCUAUAGCAGAGAAGGUCCUUUCCACUGUCCGCCAGGCUGACCCUGACUUCUAUAACCACCUCAAGGUCAUCUCAAGAAUCAAUGUCAAGGUCAACCCUAAGGAGUUCCUGGUUCACUUGAUACAUGAGGAGAAAGCAAAAGCUGAACAGCUUCUCAAGUCCACACCAGGCGGCCAGCGGGAACAGGAAAUGUCUGCCGAGCUACUGGCUGAUCCUCUCAUCUUUUUAAGGAGGUGGAUUGGAGAGGGUUUUGUGAGCGUGCUGGAUGCCCCGAGUGUGAUGUACAUCUGGGACCAGUGCUUCAUGCAGGGCUGGCACACAGGUGUCAUUGAGAACUUCUGUAUUGCCUUGUUGGAGCUGCUCAGACAUCGGUUCAUGGCUGCCAGGGACUACCAGGGUAUGAAAGAGGUGUUCCUGAAUGAAGGCUGUAAGUUAUACACAGUAGACCUUCAACAUGCCUGGAUCCACCUGGAGCGGGGGAAUGACCCUGCCGACAUUCCCUACAUGAACAGACAGCGGCCACAGGAAUCACCGACAAAGACAAAGCAGUCUCCUGUUGUCACCCCUGUAUCGCGUAUGAGCACUGCCUCAUUCCCCGCCUCGACACCAAUAGAGGGCAUCCUGUCACCGAGCGGUGCCAAGGACAUUAAACUGGAAAUGGUCAUACCUUCAGAAGUCUUAACCAGGGAGCCCUGGCUGUCUCGUGUGGAUGCCAACUCCAUCAAGGUCUCUAUGGUGCUGUAUUUUGGUGAGGUGCGUCUGCAGUCUCACACCUCCAUGAUGCCUUCCAAUGUUGUCUCAACAGCACAGGACACAUACGGAAACACCAUCUACCAGGUUGUGUAUCCAGAGGAUCGCUUUGUGUUCCGGGACAUUGACCUUGCCCCGUACGACCUUGAGCGGGAGAUGGGAUCGCACAUCUAUGCUAUUGUCCGUGUAGAAUAUCAGUUUAAUGAUCCUGUACAUAAAGGUCGUCAGGCUGUGCCAGUAGGUUGGGCGCGGGUGCCGGUGUUUCAGAGACAGAAGACAGAUGGUGCGACGUCUGUUACCUCAUUUCUUGACAUCCAGUGGGAUCUGCAGGCAGGCGAGAAAACUGUUGUCCUCCACCCUGGUGACGUGCCCGAGUCGGUCAUCUCAUCAGAGCCAGAGACACCCCAGGAUUACAAGAAGCCUGACGGUGCGAUCUUGGGCUACAAUUCCAAGCUGACCCUGAUGCUGUACGACCCCAAGAAUGAGCCAAUGGGAAAGUAUGCCCCAGUCAUACCCCAGCAGGUGCCCCCCUCUGACACUCGACAACCUUCCCCUGCACCCAGCCCCAGGAGGGUGACACCAGUCCCAGUAAAGCAGCCAACACCCAUCCAACCAACCCCUGCCCCACGACCCCAGUCUUUCUCUGAACCCUGGGUCCCCUUCAAGAAGGAGGCUGCAAAGGGUGACCCAAAACCUACGGGGCUCAAAGAUCCCUUUGACCUUUAUAUUGACAGUGUGCGCUACAUACCGGACAAUGCAUCUGUGAUAAAGGUGACAGGCCGGCUGCUGCGUACAGGAAGUUUGGGUCAAUUGGAGGACAUCCUAACCCUCCCUGAGCUCUCAAGCCCUGCCCGCUCCCCGACAUUCAACUUCCGGAUCCCCGUCAACCUUGGCAGGAAGGAGGCGGAUACCGGCAUGCUCGCUUUUAUUAGAGUUUACACUGUUGAUGUGGUUGAGGACACCGUUGGAGUAAUUGGAAGCUGUCUGGUGCCAUUCUUCAAUAAUAAGAAACUGCGUGUGGGAGGUUUCCAAUACCGGCUGCACAACGGUAUGCCAGUGUUGACCCAUGCAUCGGGAAUCGCCGCCAUCAAGCCGACUGACAUGGACACUAUUCCACCCAUGCCAGCAUGCUCUGUCCUGGUCCGCAUACUGCCGCAUAGUGAGAACCCAGCACCAUACCCUGGUUACUCGUCAGGCUACUUUGAGAGCUCGACAGCCAAACCGUCUGUGUCAGAGUACAGGAUAUUCCGGAGUUACGGGGAGCACAUGGCAUACCCCGCCACUGUGAGGGAGAUGAUACAAAGAAUCAUGGAGACUGAGGGCAUGCAGCCACAAGGUCAGACAGACACAAACUUGCUGGACUGGCUGCAGACAAGACUGGAUAUUCGUCGCCAGCUGACCCCUGGUCGACCCGCGGAGAACCUCUCCCUGGUGCGCUGUGUACGGUACAGGCUCAAGAUGGGCCUCAGUAUCAAGAUCAACCAGGUGUUUGGCAUGCAAGAGGGCAUGUACAUCCAGUGUUUUGCGCGUGUGGCCCCAGGGCAGAAGGUGUUGAGUAUGAGCCCAACCAAUGAGGGUUGGGGUGGGGAGGAGAAGUUUGUUACCCUCAAACACAAAUAUGACAGCUACCAGUCCGCCCCGGAGUGGGAGGAUGAUGCCUCGACUUUACACCCGUUCUAUGACCAGUACUCAUGCCUGGUUGUCCAGCUGUUUGGUCUGGAAGUCCAAUAUCACCCAAAGGCAAACCAUGCAGAGGUGGGCAAUGUUACAGACCUGAGGGGAAGGGCUCUCUCCCUUGAGGACGAGGACCGCAUCAUUGGCUGGGCCGUGCUGCCAUUGUUUGAAGGCAAUCAUGCUGAAAGUUACACCUGGAACUCAGUGCUGGUAGGGACCCACCAUGUGCCCGUGUUCCGAGGCAAGCCUUCUGCAGAAAUUCUCCAGCAGCUUACAGUCCUUCCAUGUGAACAGGUUCUCCAGGCUCAGACAUGGAACAACAAGAACAAAUAUAAUGCUGGGAGUAUGCAGAUCACGGUGUGGGAUUCUCACUUUGACUAUGAAGAAGUUCCAGAGCUUCCUCUGUUUGAGUAUCUGCUGGAGCCCGUUGGACGAUUGGAGGACUACCGUAAGGCACGUCAGCCGGGCUCUGGUAAGACGCUGAACCACUUCAUCCUGGACUCGCUGGAAGCCAAACACAAGAAGCAGGGAACCAAUAGCUCAGUCUUUAACAAGGAGAGGGGCUUCUUCAAGGAUCUCAUGGAGAACACCUUCUACGAGCUCAUGGAGGGUGCCCUGAUGACCGCUGGCUAUGGACCUCUCUAACACCAGCCCUGGCCAAAACUCCUAGAUACAGUAACUGUCAUAGGAAUAGGACAGGACACCUCUACAAAAAUCGACUUUAUCUGUACAAUGCUGUUAGAUUACACAGUCAGUGACAGCCGGCUAUAGAUUGCUAUAUCUGUUGUGGUCACCUAAUACCACUAGUACAUGUUUCUUCUAUAGCAUACACCUCUACUGUCAACAAGUUAUGUGUACACCACAGUUAGCACUUAAAAAAUUUGGAUCAACAAGCCCUAUUCAGACAUGAACAAGGUCUAAAAUCAAUUUACCAGUGUUAUGCAUAUUGGCUUGAACUUAGUUUAAACACUGGUACCAUGGACCAGUCAUUAUAAUGAGUCUGUUUCAGUUCAUGUUAGGUUACAUGUUUAGCUAACAGUGUAGAACGUAGGCCAACAGUAUGUUUAGUAGAAGAAACAAACAUUAUUGAUUAUUAAAUCAUGGACAAUUUCUGGCAUAGAAAUCGCAUAAUGUCAAUGUUUAUGUGUAAUGAGAUGAAUUUUUAUGUGAUGCAAUAAAAAUAAAAAUGAUCACAAUAAUUGGAUUAUUAAUACACUUAAAAUGUAGAUCAUGAAACUAGCUAGCUAGCAAGCCAAACCUGGGAACAUUGUGUCUUAGUUGUGCUUCUGUUUCGUAUGUUGGUGGAUAUGUGUGAUGAGAGUUUGUGUAAAUGUAUUAGAAUCUAUACAUGUGUACACAGUGCAUUUGUAUUAUAAUGAAAGUGAUAUUGUACUGUUUCUAAAAAUAAAUAAACUGUGGAAACUAUGA